AUGGCUGCAACGAUGCACGCGAAGAUCAAUCGGAGAAAGCUAGACAAGCUCAACAUCAUCAAAAUCUGUGAAGAGAUCUUAAAUCCAUCAGUUCCAAUGGCUCUGAGACUCUCUGGAAUUCUCAUGGGUGGAGUUGUGAUUGUUUACGAACGAAAAGUAAAAUUACUUUAUGAUGAUGUAACUCGUCUUCUGGUGGAAAUAAACGAAGCAUGGAAGGUGAAAGCUGCUACAGACCCAACGCUCCUCCCCAAGGGCAAAUCUCAGGCCAAGUAUGAAGCUGUUACUUUGCCUGUGAAUCGUGAGGAAGAGCUUGGAGAGAUUGAGCAGUCCCGUGGAUUUUCUACCGAAACCACCAUGAUGGGUUUUCAACAAACAGCCUAUUUUGCAAUGCUUUAUGGUUACAAAUUUAUCCUUCAACCUCUCUGUGGCGUGCAGCGACUGGAUAAUGUGGAUGAACCUUGUGUCGACAACAACAACAAUCACAGGGAAGAAGAAGAUCCACCACAAAAUUACCAUCAAGUUGAUGCUGCUAAUAUCACAUUGUUCGAACGUUUUGACCCAUAUCAGGCAGAUACUGAUACCUACAGCCGCUUUGAAAGGUUCGAUAUUGAAGGAGAUGAAGAGACGCAGUUGAAUUUCAGUCAACAACAGGACGCAGAAAUCCCAAGUACUCUAAUACCCUCCCCACCUCCUCCUGAGGAGCCUCAAAAACCUGAUGAAAUCCACGAUCAGCAUCCUGAAGACCAAUUCAAUCAGCAAUCUGAUGAAGUCAAGGACCUCCAGGAGAAUCAACAGAGGCAAGGCCCAUCACGAAAGAGAGCAAGAAAACCAGCAAGCUUUGUUAUGGAUUAUGAACAAACUAUCAUCCCUGGUCACAUAUAUCAGUCUUGGCUUCAAAAUGCUUCAGAUAUGGUCUCAAGAAGGGGGAGAAAGAGAAGGUGCUUGAAUUCCAUGUCUACUAUGAAGAUAGCCAACCUCAUGGAACUGCCUCCCGUGGUGCUAAUUUGUGGUUUAUUUGAUACUGGAAAUAGAGAAAUCUAUUAUCCGGCACCUCUCUUGGAACUAUGGAUGAGAAGUACUCAGCCUCCCCAUGAUUCACCUCCUGGGACGAUCUCCCCACCCCAGCCCCCUGAACCGUCAUCAUCAUCACCACCAGAAAGGGUACAUUAUCAAGAUCCAUUGGAAUUCCCUUUUGAAGAAAUUCACAGUGGAGUUGGCUCACAAUCAUUGGGGGUUUCAGUAGAGAAGCAAAGGACAGUUAUCAAUGACAACGAUAUUCCGAGUGAGAUCUUUGUGGGGGAGCUAAGAACCAAUCCUAUGAACAAUGGGAUGGUCACGCCAGGAAAUUCUGGAGACGAAGUAAGAUCCAUCCCCAGCUCAGGAUCCGGACAUGGUUUCUUGUCAAAUAAUUCAGAAGUCAAUUCAGGCCGAUCCAACAAGAAAAGGCCUUUUUCUUCAUCUAGACACAGUGGGAGUGGCCUGGAACCGGUAGCUGAAGAGUAUCCAUGGCAACAAACUGAUCCAAAUUUCAAGUUAGCAAGACUGUCUGAAAAUGGCCUGGCACCCGAGAAUGAUCUUUUGGUGGAGACUGGACCUACACAAACGCAGCAUCCAAUUAUUAAUCAACCUACUGACCACAUAACUGAAACCAUCAGAAUGCAGCUGAAGACGCAUUUUGACACACCAGGAUCGGCUCAAAUAGAAUCCUUGAAUCAGCUGGCCUUGGGAAUGAACAGAAAAAGGGCAGCCCAUCUCUUUUAUCAGACUUGUGUUCUCGCUUCUCGUGAUUUCGUUAAAGUUGAGCAAAGGGUGCCAUAUGGAGACAUUCUCAUCUCUAGAGGAGCAAAGAUGUGACAAUGGUAAGUGGCACCUCAGAGUCAUUAAAGAAUUUGCGUCAUCUCUCUUUUGCCUUCAGAUGGAUAUCACGCAUACAGAAUUUAAUUUCUAAUACAGCUUCUUGUGAUUUUCAAAAAUAGGAUUAUUCAGGAAGAUAUAUUUAGCUUGAGAGUAUAGGAAAAGGAAUUGAGAAGAGUUCUAUGUGCUUUCUAGAUUUAUUCUGCUGUAACCAGAAUAUCAGUAUCGUUAGAAUAUCAGUAUCGUUACCUUCUUGCAUCUUCGAGCUGACACACACAUAUAUAUUACUAUUGCCCUUCACUGCAAUUUAUUAGCAAAUAUUGUAAUGAGAUAAUUAGAGUUUCACUAUGCAUACAUUCUUCUUUUGUAUGAACUACGAAGGGAAUUGUUUUUUUUAUUCCCAAUGUUUAAUGUACCGCAGAGGAUGCUUGCUCGAUAUAA
Cornus florida is the source of this 2295-nucleotide messenger RNA. RefSeq names its product sister chromatid cohesion 1 protein 1. The coding region runs from base 1 to 1854 and encodes 617 amino acids. Gene Ontology annotation, cellular component: synaptonemal complex; cohesin complex. The transcript has 19 exons. NCBI's taxonomy places the organism in Eukaryota, Viridiplantae, Streptophyta, Magnoliopsida, Cornales, Cornaceae. Gene Ontology annotation, molecular function: chromatin binding; protein binding. Gene Ontology annotation, biological process: synaptonemal complex assembly; replication-born double-strand break repair via sister chromatid exchange; mitotic sister chromatid cohesion. The record is from RefSeq and is a predicted model, not a curated record.